AAGCCACCCAGAGCUAUAGCCAGAGUGGGAGAUGUCAGAGCGCUGGACCCAAGGAUGGGGUGCCGGAGGCAGGGAAGUCCUGCAGACUAAAGCGAUGCCUGCUCAGGGAGGCUGGCCACAGCCCCGGGACCUCAGCUGGCCCGGCUGCUCAGCGAGUCUCGCUGUACGGAUUUUACCUACACUCCUCAGCGACCCCGUCUUGGGCACUGAUCAUGUCGGGGAGGUGCAGAGCCCACACCUGGCCAGAGAGAGGAUGCGAUGCCGAGCUGACCUGCCGAGACAGUCCGCAGCCGACCUCCUCCCCCCAACCCGCUUCUGCCAUGGGUGUACGUGGACAGCCGGCUAACCGCGAGCCGUGACUCCGCGCUGGCUUUUCCAGGCAGCCCCACGUCCCCCCGAAGCUGGCAGUUCUUUCUCCAUUUCCAAUGCUCUUAAUCCUCAUGGAGCCACAACCGUAACCAUGGCAACUCGGGUCGAGGUUGGAUCCAUAACAUCGCUGACAGGACCAGGCCUUGGUGACAUCAGCAAGGAGCAGAACUACUUUUACCACACUGGAAACACCUCUGGGGCAAAAAGUGUAUUGAGGACCCCAGCCCGCCUGUUUCCUCUGCCCAGAUUCACCCCCAAGCCCUUCUGCAAGGAGCAGAUCUCUGAAGGCAGGUCCCCUGUCCCAUCUCCCUGGCCUGGUCCCACCAGGCCCUGUCCUGCUGGGAUCUCGGAGGAGGCAGAGGACUUGGGAGAAGUGAUGCCCAGCUUGGCAAGGCAGGAGGCGGGCAGUGAGGAGGCCUCACAGAAUGGCCCCUCUGUGCCUGGCAGAGCCACCGUUCCAAGGCCUGGCCCCAGCACCAUGGACCUCUUUGAAACUACCAAAGCAGGCCCCACUCUGAGCAAAGCAGCCAGCCCCAGGGCUCCGGAGUCUGGCAAACGGGUGACCCAGGAGCCUCCCUCCAGCAGCCGGCCGGAAGUGGCCGCCAAGCCCGCCUUGCCUGCCCGCAAGCCCACGGGGACCCUGCCCCGACCGGCCUCCCUGCCCCAGGAUGCGAGGUCCCCCGCGUCCCGGGAAGAGGCCGUCCCGGCCCAGCCUCUGCCAAAGGCUCACAGCGUGGAGGACCCAGCAGGCAGCGCCCCGGAGAUCAGGCCUCGUCCCAAGAGAAGGCCCGUGUCAGCCAUCUUCAGCGAGUCCCUUCAGCCUCCGAAGCCAGGCCCAGGGGGGAAGGUGCCCCCGACCCCUCCUGAGAAGACCUGGGUGAGGAAGCCCAGGCCGCUGUCCAUGGACCUGACCGCCCGCUUUGAGAGCAGAGAGGCCUUGCUGAGGAAGCUGGCGGACGAGCCGAGCGAAGCAGCGCGUCGCGGCCCAGAGACGACCGGCGCCGAGCCCAAGAGGGACUCGGAGCUCCCCGUCCACGCGGAAGCCAUCGCGCGCGGGCACCAGGACUCGGCCUUCGUGGAGGUGGCCAGGAAAGUCCACGAGCGAAAGGAAAGGGCGCUUUCCAGGCCGUCGGAGGCGGGCAGCCCCAGGACCCCCGGGGGCCGGGCCAGGCUUACUCCAGCAGACGACCAGAGGCUUCAGGAAGAGAGAGCCAGGCUGCACCAGCCGCCGGAGAAGGCGCCUGAGUCUCCUCCGUCCAGGCCGGGAAGAAGCCUGGGGCCUGCCCCGGCCAAGAACGGAGGGCCUGACCGCGAGGCCUCGGCAGGGACAGAGCGGAGGUCUGCGGGCACUGUGAAGAAACGCCUCAGCCUGUUUGGAGAGGAGACCGCCGUGGCCGUGGCCGUGGCCGUGGGAUCUGAGUCCAUCGUGGCCUCCCGCGAGGCUCCACCGACUGCAUCUGAGCCCGAGACAGCGGGUGUGAGCGUGCAGGCACGGAUCCAGGGCUGGGCUGCAGAGAGCGGGGAGGCCAAGCCCGAGACCAGGAGGCGGGUGCUCCAAGCAAGGCCGCUGUCUGCGGAUUUGACCCGGCUGUUUUCAGCUUCAAGCAAUGAGGGAAGAUAUGAGAAAUGUGCUGUGCUGGGCAGCGAGCCCGCUGGCGAGCAGAAGGACAAGCCUAAGGAAGGGCAUGGUUUGGAUGGAAUGCCUACCCCUAGAAGCCCCUGGAAGCCUGGGGUACCCCAGAAGUCCAGGCUGACAGAGCACAAAGACACUGCUAGCCAAGACCCUGACAGGUGCCGGACUGCAUACCCAAGGGAGCGCCCAGGCCCCCCUUCUGAAGUCACCCCAGAAGACGAUGGAAGCUUCCAGAAGGUAUGGGCCACAGUGUUCGAGCAUCACGUGGAGAAACACACAGUGGCUGACCCGUGGGGCUGUGGUGUCUCAGCCCCUCCUUAUGAGGUAGCCCUCUCAGAGCCGAGGCCCAGGCAGGAGAAAGGCUCUUGGCUGGCAAAGGACCCUCCAGAAAUUCCAAACCCCAAGAGGGAGGACUCCAGGUGGUCUGAGCGUUCUGAUCUUGGGGUGCGGGGACGAGCCACCGUUAUGGACAACGAGCAGAAACAGUAUCCCACGCCUCUCCCAGAAACACACCCUGUUGGGGAAAAGCCCCGUAGUGGGGGGAACUCCUUUAAGCCCUCACAGAAUCCUCCCACGCCCCAGAGGGUCGAGCCCACGUAUGACGUUGUGCACACGACGGGGGAGCGCGUGCACAGCGAGGCGGUGUCCACAGCGCAGGGGGAGAAGGCCGUGACACUCCGCAGGCCCCGGCUCUCGUCACAGGGCCAGGCCGGGCAGCUGUCUCAGGAGGGCAGCCCUGCUCAUCCAGAGCGUCCUCUGGGAGGCCACACGGGGUCCGUCCAAAGGGCCAGUUUGAUUUGGGAAGCCCGAGGACAGGAGGCCAAUAGGCCCAAGCUUGACUUUCAAGAGCCCAGGGAUGUGUCUGUGGACAGUAGCUCUUCGCCCAAAUGGGCAGGUGGUGUGGUGAUGAACUGGCACAGAGCCACUGUAGUCAGCAAAGAGCCAAGUGGUCCUGAGAGGGGCCCGCCCCAGGGAGGCCCCGUAGACCCUCCAUCUGGGCUCAGGGAUGAGCCCCAUGACUCCCAAGCACCUGCAGGGCCAGUCUCCAGUGAGGGUAGCCCAAGGCCAGCUCAGGUGCCCGAGUCUGAAGCGAGGACAUGGAAAGCCAGCCCUCUGGAGCCGAGGAUGGACAGGAUGAGGCGGCGGACUUUGCCCCAUGAUGUGAAGUUUGAGGCGUUCAGCUUCCUCAGCCCAGGGAGCACCUCCAAAGGAGGGCAGAGACGAACCGAUUAUUUGACCUCAACAUCUGGUGCCUUAAAAAGCCCUCCUCUGUUCCACCACUGGGCACAGACUCAGGAGGUGACCACAGGUGCCUCACAGGACAGAUCGCCAGCAGAGAAGCCGGGACUGUCUGCUGAACCCAGGGCAACGUUUUUUGCAGUAACCUAUCAGAUCCCUGAUAUUCAAAAGGCAAAGAGUAUUGUUAAGUCUGGGCCUGAAAACUUGCUGGAACCUUCCAGAAAAACAACCCCACCUCCGUCACCUCACUCUUUUAAGUCUACUUUGAUGUCUCCCAACCAUGAAAAGCCACAGGCUCCGGCGAGCAGUCAGAACUGGCCUAAAGGACAUCAGCACACAAAAGCCACAUGUGAUUCAAAACAUCAGAAGGUCACAGACUGUCCAUCGUUGGUUGGGGACAGGAUUUUGGAUCCUUCCAGAGACAGAAUCAUAGAUGUGGAUGCCUUGCGGGUUCACCGAGGGUCAGGAGAUGGCACUGGUUUUCAGAACGAUGGGAAGGACAGUAGGAGUGGAACGUCCCCCAGCAGCAGGGAUGCCCCUCAAGCCACCCCACCCCUGAGAAGCCGGACCAAAGCCAGCAGCCUUCUGCUCAGGAGGAGGACGGAGGUGAUCAGUGAGACAUUUCCUGGGAAAAUGCGAGAUGGCUACAGGUCCAGCGUCCUUGACAUCGAUGCCCUGAUGGCUCAGUACAAAGAACAGCCAGCCAGAGUCGCUGGCAAGGCCCAGGAGUGGAGGGACAGCCCCACUCCAGAGCCCAGCAGUUCCCCUCAGGAGAGGCCAGGCCGGCCCAGUGAGGCAGAACAGAGACGGAGGAGUCUGAAGGAGGCUCCCCAGACAGAAGGUUUCCAGAAAGAAACGAGUGCUGCCGAGAAAACCCACCAUUCUAGCACUGGCUCCAGCAAACAGCAGGCAGACACCCCAGACUCAGCCACAAAAUCCAGCCCACCACCUUGGGGGUCGCCACACUUGGCUCCUGCCGAGAAACGCCUCACAACCUCACCCGUGCCAGCUGGUCCCAGGACAAAAGCCCCAGGCAUCACUGGAGAUGAAAACCAGGCCUUUGCCAGGAAACACCAGGGUGGGAUGUGUCAGCGUGACCUGGCUGAGUCACAGCCCUCUGGCCCAGAGGACUUGGCCAGCAGGGUCACAGUGUCACCUGGAUCGCCACCCAAUAACCAGAAGAAAGGGACACUAAGGAAAUCCUCUGUACGGAGAGAAGAGGACAGCGGGGCCCAGUUGGGUGACCCUCAUGACCGCACAAGGUUGGCCUUGGACAUCAAGAGGACCUGCUCAGAUAAGGGCCCGCCAGCCAGCAUCCGAGAGGGCCUGUCCGUCAUGCAGAAUGCCAGACAGAGGUGGCAAGAACAGCCCAAAGGGAGGCCCAGUCUCCCUGCCCAGAGUCCCGAGGCCGCAGCAGGACCCUGUCGGAGCGAUCCCAGGACACCAGAGAGUUCCAAGCCGCCGCUGCAGACCACGGAGCCGCGGGAUGGCCCACAGGAUGGACCACAGGAUGGCGAGCGGCUUCUCCGCCAGGUGUCCCCUGUGGCCUCUGUCCCCAGGAGAAGUCACAGCUUCUGCAAGGACAAGAGGAGUGGGCCGCUUGUGGACCAGCUGAAGCAGUGCUUCUCCCGACGAGCCCCCGAGGCCAAGGACACUGAUAACCUCGUGCGUGAAGCGGACAGCCAGUAUGGGACGUGGGCUGACCAGCGCCAGAGCAGGGACAGCUUGGCCGCGGAGUCCCCAUCUCCUGACAGCAGCGCCACGUCGGCGUGGAAACAGCCUCCCGGCAGCCGCCUGUCCUCGGUGUCCUCCCACACGGAGCCCACCUCCGCAGACCUGCACGGCAGCCCCAGGGAGCAGCGCAGUUCCAGCGCGGACCGCUCCAGCUCUGAGCUGGAGUCCACCGACGGCACGGAGGGGCCGCCCCCACCGGACAGCUGCCCUGCAGGGACAGUGGAUGACUUCUCCUUCAUUGAUCAAACCUCAGUCCUCGACUCAAGCGCCCUGAAGACCCGGGUGCAGCUGAGCAAGCGACGCCGUCGCCGAGCGCCCAUCUCCCACGCUCUCCGGCGCAGCCAGUUCAGCGAGUCAGAGAGCCAGUCUGUGCUGGAAGAGGAGCCAGGCAGCACGUGGAUGUUCAAGGACUCGACAGAAGAGAAGUCACCCAGGAGGGGCGAGUCCGACGAGGAGGGGCCAUCCCGCCUAGAGAGGACCGCCACCGGCCAUCUCCAGAGGACCGCCACCGGCCAUCUCCAGAGGACGCCUGCGUUCCCGGGCGUGGACCCUGCUGUGCUGAAGGCUCAACUGCACAAGAGGCCAGACGCAGACAGUCCCAGCGAGACCCUCAGCUGGUCCCCCCAACCCAAGACUCCUAAAUCCCCCUUCCAGCCUGGGGUGCUGGGCAGUCGUGUGCUGCCCACCAGCAUGGAGAAGGAUGAGAGGUUGGAAGAGCCAUCUCCCCAGUGGCUGAAGGAGCUGAAGUCCAAGAAGAGGCAAAGCUUGUAUGAGAAUCAAGCUUGACCAGCGGAAGAGACAUCGCCACAUCCAGUCAACAGAAGCCUUAACCAUCAGACCGUCGGAGCCCUCCGGCCCCUUCCUGGCCACGCGUAUGUGCCUGGGCCUUUCAGUCUUGGAGACACUGUGUAGAGCCCCCAUCAGGGUCCCCACAGAAAAGCCCGCCCUCCAUAAGCACCCGCUCCAGCCCCUCCAGGGAGCGUCCGGCUUCACUUCCAGAAGCAUCCAGGCAGGUGUGGUGGUCUUUCGUGUACAAGUUUGCAUUUCUGCCCUCUUCAGACACCACCUCCAGCCACGGGACCGUCAGCACGAGGCUGGACCGACCAUCUCCCUCAGUUCUGCGAAGCACAGCGAAUUGGGGAAGUGGCUCUGCCUCCUCCUCAGGCCAGGUCCUUUGACAGAACAUUUCCAAGGAAGUUCAUACCACCCACUUUCUGCUGAGUUCUUGGUCCAAGGCAUUAUCUACUCUAUCCCCAAGCCUGGGGUUCAAUCACUGAUUUUUUGAAGGUGGGGGAGGAGACAGGCUCUUCCUUCCCUGGCAGGAUUUAGCACUUCAAGUUUUUGAACAUACCCUCCGUAGGCCUUCCAAAUAUACUAUCUUUCUGGUGGGGCCACCACAUGUAUAGCCGGACCUGUGUUAUCAAACUUCUCCUUUGGAUUUGCUUUAGAAAGGCAGUAAAGCAAUAACUCAGCCAAUUUUCUUUGAAACUUGAUAUGUACAUAUGUUUUUACGUGGAAGGGCAGAAGGAAAAAGUGUGUGAAUAGUAUGUUUUAAAGUAUCCAGUUGCCUCAGGUUAUCUUAUCUGUAUCCAAGCCUUUUACAAAAUUAUAAUGAUCAGCCCUUGUAUAUAUCCCUGGUUUAUUUCCCUUACAGCUCUGAUGUCUGUGAGGCGACCUUUGUCCCUAGGCCUCGUGUUUCAUAAAUUAGAGCCCUGUAGUAGAAGCUGCCUUGGGCACACAGCACCAAAUUUGUCCUGGGCGUCUUUCUCUCUCUGGUCUUUUUUGAACACACUUGGCUUGCUGGAGGGGAAGACUCUGACCGAAUUGGCUUCAGAGCAGAUGCUCCCUCCCUCGUCCCGCCCCUUCCCCAGACAGAGAUCCACCUGGCCAAAGUGCUGCUUUUUGGUCCAAAUGCUGAUCUCCUCAGAGCCCUUCUGUGGCCCUGAGCCCCAGCCCAGAUGCUGGGCCACGAGGUGUCAGACUCCUGCCCUUUCUGUUCCUUGCUAGCUGUAUGCUCCCUCGAGAGAAUCAGUGAUCUUCUGGGACUCCAGACACCUUCUGAUCUGCUUUGUUUUGUUUUGUUUUGAAACCCUUCAGCCCUGGCCCUCCUCCGCCUUCUGAAAUUCCAGGUUACACCUAACAUCCCAGCCGUGCCUGGCCUGCCCGCCUGCCAGGACCAUGGUUUCCAGAAACCUUGUGCCAACCUUGCCUUGGGAGAUUCUUAAUGACACUCUUGAGCAGUUCCCAGGGCAGCCUGUGACUGUGCAAGGCCCUGGGUAGGGUCCUCAUGAACCUGCACACAGCCCUGCCUGGGCAGCGGAAUACAGGCAGCCCUACCUGACUCCCUGACUGGGCAACGUCUGUCUUGGUGAAUCCAUUUCUUGCAAAUGGUGUCAAACUUACCUCUCUGCUCCCUGGGCAUCUCUGUAUUUGUCUCUUCAUCUCGUCUCCCGUCCAAGUUUGUCCUGUUUGCUUCUUUUCUUUUUCUUUUUCUUUCUUUUUAAAUUUUAUUUUAUUAUUUUUAUUUUUGAGGUAAGCUCUUGAUCUGGCCCAGGCUGCCCUGAACUUCACUAUGAAGUCUCAGGCUGGAGCUCACAGGGGUCCUUCCACCUCUGUCUCCCAAGUGCUGGGGUUAGAGGCUUGCACCACCAUGCCCUGCCUUUUUGCUUCUUUUCUGUUUGGGGUGUGGGGCGGGAGGGAUGACAAUCCUUGUGUCUCCAGAUUAGGUCAGACACCUGUGCCUUGAGGGUUAGGGGUCAGCACUGUGGACAGCAACUGUGGGCCUUACCUCAACCUCCACCCAGCUCUGGAAGCCCACUGAGGAGCCUCGCCACUACCCAGCCCUUUGCAAGUGGAUAGCCUCAGGCACCUCACACCAGUUUGCAGUUUCAGUCCAUUUUCUCAGCCAUUUGGGAAUUAAGCUUUGAAAAAAUGCUUUGGUAUUUUGUUUUGUUUUUAGGGCCAUUUUGUGUUUUGCAGCAUUUUUGACAUAGUGGCUUUACAGAUCCAACGACUCCCUUAAAACACAUGGCUAAGAGCUAAGGGUGUUGCUCAGUGAGUCACAGCUUGAUUCUCAACACGGCAAUACCCCAAGCAUGGUGGCACAUCCCAGCUCUCAAAGACGGAGGCAGGAGACCAAGGCCAUUCUUGCCAACAUAGUGAAUUCUGGGCCAGUGACCCUUUUUUAAGAAAAAAAAUAAUAAGCACUGCUAAUGUUUUGACCUUGACUUCUCUUGAGUGCUAUCUUACUGUCCCCCCCCCUCCUCAGGUGGGCAGUAGGAAGUGACCCCACCUUGAGCAGUUCCUAGUCCGCCAGUCGUGUGUGGCCCAAGUACAUUUGGGAAACAGAAAGAAGGACGGAUGUGAGGCUGACCCGUCGAUCAUUGCCUCUCGCACGUGACUGGCAGGAAGUGGGUAUGAGUCCAUGUUAAGACCCACACACUGACCUUGAACCCGGGCAAGGCGAGCUUGGAAGACCAGAGCUUCCUUUCCUCUUCUGCAUCCCCGUCUCCCAAACCCCCGGAGCGACAGUCACCGGGCCAGGAGUGACCCUCACAGUGCAGUCCUCGGCAGUCCCCGAGUCCCCGAGAGGGUGUGGCAAGGUGACAGGUGGUCCUGUGCGAAAGUGGAGCACGUGGACCCUAGAUUUCUCUUUUUGUAAACAGGAUGAUCUCUUUGGAGCCAAGCAGUGGGUUUCUCACUGCUUCCUUGAGUGUUGCUGGAGUCCGCCCCUCCCCCCUCCCCUUGUAAAUCUGCCCCCGUUUAAGCUAACGAUCUGCCUUACUCAUCUGUGUGCAAUCCGUUCACCUGGCCUGCCCAGAGCCCCUCUCCUGUGACUUCGGUUCCCCUCCGCAGGUUCCUGUGGACGUCACAGCUCCUUCGCCCCUGCUGUCCAUCAACGUUUUCAUUGGCCUUUUUUUGAUUGGUCUGUUUUCCUUUUCCCCUCCAGUAGAUAGACCCCUUUCUUCAUGGUCCCGUGCCUCGUAACAGCUGUCUUUGGCCUGUUAAAUCCCGCAACAAGCCAUCAAGAAGUGGCACUGUGGGGAAUUCCUCUGCACUAGCUGAGAAGCGUGGGUGGAAGAGAAACCCCGUGGGUGUUGGGGGCCCUAGAGUGAAGUUGAUUUGAUGGCCUCUGGUUUGGGUGGGAUUCAGGGAACAAAUGUACAAUCAAUAGUAAAGUUUUCCAGGGAGACAAGGCAGGCCAGACAAAUGGGCUGUCCCCUGUGCAUCCUGGAAGUGAGGUCAAGUCCCUAAAGGAGCGAGCAGAAGUGGGCACAGGGUCCUACACCUGCAGAGCACUGGUGGGCAUGGGGGAGGUGGCUGGCAAAGCACUUGGUGUCUCUUUCUUGAGGCAAUCACAGCCAGCCCCACUGCAGGGUGAGGGCACCCUCGUCAUCCUGGACGGUAGAGUUUUUCUUGCUAAUGCCCCUGGAGCGCUCUCCACAACUAGCUUGAUGGAAAAACAAAAAGUCCCCUGUCUAGCUGAGAUGUUCAAGCCUAGCAAGUCACGUCGGCAACUGAGAGGCAUUCUGUGCCCUCUGAAUGUGCUCUCGCCCAGCACGUGUUGUUUGUAAACAAGAGCUAGUGCCCUUUCUCUGGGGCACAGGAGGGCCUGUCCUGAGGUUGCGGGGAGCACCUGGGAAGCAGCCAGGGCCCCACUCCCUGCCCCCAGCAGUCUGCUCUGGUCUGGUUCCCCUAGUGCGUGAGGACUCAUCGACACGCCCGUCAGGCCGAGCUCCAGAAGCCUAGAGCCACGCCAGAAACGAGCAGGCAGGAGUGCACCACAGUGUCGCCGUCCCUGUCCCCUGCUGCCCCGCACCACACACACACUGUAGAGUUUUCUUUCUUCGGUCUGGGUGAUUCCUGCAGAAACACCUUGCAGCUCUCCCAGAAUCUCCUGUGCCCUCCUCACUCUGUCCCUUGACAGUCUCCCAUGGUAUCACUGGGCCAGCUCACCAUGACGCUGUCACUUAAAGAACUUGUGCUUUUUCAGGAGCUCAUCCCACCGUCGCCUUAGAGAUCCUGUCAUAUGGGGCUCAUAAAAGUAAUACAUUGAUUGCUCUGUGGUGUUUUCUAGAUUAUCACUAUCCUGCAGUGACCAUGAUCUUCAAAAUGUAAGGUGGGGUGGGAGAAUGGAUAUAUGAAUAUAUAUAAAUAAAUGCAGUAUAUAUUUUCCUAACUAUCCUGGGUCUUGACCUAGAAUAUUUGAGUCACGAUAGGCAGAGCGCUGAAAUCGUGAGUGGUGGGAAAGUUGCGUGUCUGGCCCGCGACGUUCUUACAGUUGCCUUAGGAAUCCACAAGCGCUGGGACUUCGGGAUGGAAGGCAGAUGACAGGCACUUUGCUCGAUCCCAGAUUAUAAUGAUGUGACUGACAAUUCAUCUACAGAAGAAAAAAAAGCUAUAUUUUUACUGUAAAAACAGGGCUUGCUGGACCUCACAGAGUAUUGUAUGUCUACGAGCACUUUUCUAUCUUGUCACAGUCAAGAGGUUUCAUAGCACAGACAAGCAGGGGGAAAUCACUCAACUGCAGUACAAUCAGAUGAGUUUUGCAUGUACAAAGAUGUUGCAAUCAGUCUCUAAAAAUGACAAAUAAAGCUUUCAUGCAAGUUGCACUGGA
This is a messenger RNA of Jaculus jaculus (lesser Egyptian jerboa), 10592 nucleotides long. RefSeq names its product KIAA1671 ortholog. Bases 461 to 5761 code for a protein of 1766 amino acids. The transcript is spliced from 13 exons. The record is from RefSeq and is a predicted model, not a curated record. Lineage: Eukaryota; Metazoa; Chordata; Mammalia; Rodentia; Dipodidae.